Molecule: messenger RNA, 2814 nt
Organism: Chanos chanos (milkfish)
Lineage: Eukaryota; Metazoa; Chordata; Actinopteri; Gonorynchiformes; Chanidae
Product: ubinuclein-1-like
Exons: 14
Biological process (GO): chromatin organization
Cellular component (GO): nucleus
Source: RefSeq, a predicted model, not a curated record
AUGGCCCAAACGCGUAGAAUUCAGUUUACAACACUCUCAGACAACGGUUCUUUCCAAUCGGUUGUCCAGAAAUCAUCCGCGAAAGAGGAUACAGUCGCCGCUCUGCCCGUCACCAAACAUCAGUUAUCCGCAGAGACCCAAGACACAGCAAGGAUUGAGUUAAUCUUAUUCAUGCCGGACGAUCGUCGCUGCCCUGAGUUCUGCUACCCUGAACUGAUAAAACAAAAGGUAACCUUUCCGAUUUUAAAACAUGGAAAUCAUAAGACUUUGGACGAAUUGGAGGAAGACAAAGAGAGAGACGAAUUGGAGGCUCUGGCAAGAAAGUUUGAGGAGAAAUACGGUGGAGCUAAGACACGCAAAAAGGACAGAUUGCAGGAUUUGGUUGAUUUGGGCUAUGGCUAUGAUGAAACUGAUUCAUUUAUUGACAACUCUGAGGCUUAUGACGAGCUGGUCCCGGCCUCUCUAACCACCAAAUAUGGAGGAUUUUACAUCAACUGCGGCACGUUACAGUUUAGACAGGUUUCUGACGAAGAAGAUGAGAAUGACAAAGAGUGCUUUGAGGAGAACAAAAAACCAAAAAAGCGUAAAAUGAAAGAAAAUGGAGAGAUUCACCCGAACAAAAAGAAGAAGAGGAGAGAUGAUAUCCAGUUUAAGAGUAAUGAUUUAAAGAACAGAGCUUUGCAAGAAAACCCAGAUGAAAAGAUGCCAUUGAAAAAGAAGAAGAAGACAAAAACUAUGAAAGCUCCAGACCUUGCCAACAUGCUUAAGAAAUUUCACAAAGAGAAACUGCAACAGCUCCAGACACUCGCUGAAAAAGGACCAGGGGCGGUCCCGCUCGUGAACCGCGACUGUAUGGAACCCAGUGAGGACACCUCACAAACUAACUUUGAAGGCUCUUCAGUCGACCCACUCCUAACUCUUAUCGCAUCAGCUAAUGACGACGAUCUUGCACAGGCUGCAUCUGUGGCCGAACUAGCCUUCGAUGUAGAUGGACUCUUGGAUGAGCCGCCAAAUGCCAGUGCAUCAGAGCCGGAUGAGAGUGGAGAGCCAAUGGAAGUGGACAAGCCCAAGAUGAACCCUCCACCUUUACCUGAUGGACUGCCUCCUGCUGAGGAUGCACAGCUUCAGGAACUCUGUCUUGAUGUUCACCUGAGAGAGUCGUUACAGAGGCUGAAGAACGCCAUUGGCUCAGUCAUGCCUGAACAGAUAGCUCGUUUCCAUGACAACUGCCAAGCUCACUCUGAGGCCAGGGCUGCUAAGUAAGAAAAAGGGAGGGAGCAAAGAACCUUGGAGGGAUCUGAUGAGGAGGAGGAGGAGAAAAGUGGAAAACGAGUAUUUGGGCCUCGAAAAAGAUUCAGAUGGAAUGAGGAGAUUAGAGACUGUCUCUGUGAGGUUGCGAAACUGAAAAUGGAGGACUAUGAACUCAAAGGGUUCAAGAGCCCAAACAUGGAGGAGUACUUGCGGGCUUUUCUAGAAGCAGAGGUUAAACCACUGUGGCCAAAAGGCUGGAUGCAGUCCAGGAUUCUCCUCAUAGAGAGUCGUAGAAUUCAUAGUCACAUCACUGGCAUUGUAGCCAGGAAAAAAACCAUGAACAUUCGCAAGUCUCAAAAAGGUCCAAACGGGGGAUCUGAGAGGCGCUCUGUCUCCACUGUUCAUCCCCAAACCCUUGCAGCAAACAUCGGAGGUUCUGCUCAGCUUUUAGGCAAGAGCCUCUCCUCUGAUUGGACGUUGCACCAUCCCCUCAGUACAUCUGAGGGUUUGCCUGCCAAUCUCACUUGUCCUAAUGGUGAAAUGAGAGGAGAGCUAUCACUGGAGGCCUUCGGCUCUCUGGCUGAAAACGGACCCUCGACGCAGGCUGCGUUUGAAAACGGCCAGUCCUUUAGAGGCACUGGUAAAGACCUGGAGCCCAGCGCUGACUUGCUGCAGAAGGUGGUAUCUGGUGCCUCCCAGGCAAACCUUAAGUGCCUGUCCCUGCACACUGCUGGAAGCCAGUGUCCCAGCCCUGAUACAACAGCCUCUGUUCUCCAGUCUAAAACCCACCACGGAGGACACCCUGACACGGCUGUACGGAACAAGCUCCUCGGCCUCUGCUCUGACACACAGACAUGCCUGUAUGGAACUCAACAAGCCAGCUCGCAGCAACGAAAAGAGGUGACCACGGAGGCUUCCCUGACCUUACACUCCCUAUCCUCCGCCUCAUGUCUCAGUAUUGGAAAACCUGUGCCUGUCGGUGAUGCCAAAAAGAAGCCCCUCUCCAGCGGCCAAAUGAAGUGCCUGACUAAGGAGCGUAAUGGAGAAGCACCUAUGCUUUCCAGCUCGGCCCACAAACAGACCAGUAACUCUGGACUGGGCUCAGACCUGAAGCCCCACCGUACUGGGGGCAAGAAGGCCCAAAAGUUGACAUUGGUGGCACCGCCAGGAGGUACCCAUGGUGAUGGUGGAUUUGCAGUCCAAGGCGUGGCUAGACUGCUUACCACUUCACUUGGCGAUGCGCCUGUCUCCACGGCAAUGGCAGCUACUGAAGACUCUUGUAGAGAUCUUCCAAAGCCUGCUCUGUCUCUUCUGUCGGCCUCUUAUCCUGAUCUGGAGCAGACCCUGGACCCCCGGGCCCUGAAGGUCUUACCAGGCCUUGACUCCCUCCAAGCUUUCGCUUUCUCCGGGCUCGCUUUCACCAGCAAGCCCCCCAGACACAGUCAGGCCUGCCAAGAUGCCCUGGUCAGUGGCCCAGCGUCCGGAACCUUCCAGUAUGGCCUCAGAUAUGAUGGGAGCCAGAUUCAUGCAGAGGGUCCUAAUGCUCAAAGAAAACUGCAGUAA